AUGCGGCUGAGAUCCAGCAUCACGACGCCUACUCGUCUUGAGGACGAGGAGCCUGUCACUCCUAACAACCGCAAUGGCACCAAACCCGCUCACCCUGGUCUGAUGAAAGCCAAAGCUACCCCCUUCAACCCUAACAAUCCUCCAGCGGCCUUCCCGUCUCUCCCACUGACAUCAAUGGCAAUGUCUGUGGAGAACAAACCUGUGUCUGAAGCUACGACUACCGGGGACAAUGAGACAGAGAACUCCCUCCCUGACCAGGGCAGCCUCGCCGGCAUUACUUCGGACAUUCAUGGACAGGAAGAUUCCCAGAUUCAGACAAGCCAGAUCGGUGUGAAAGUCGAGCAAGACGACACUCAGCAAGACCAGACUCACGAAGAAGUGACUCAGAAAGACGGAUCAGCUGACGAUGUCGUGGCGCGGGCGACUGCCAACCAAGACAGUGCAACAACCGCGACGUCCUCGACCACCACUCAGACUGUAAGCAAUAAUGACCAGACUGCUGAGCGCGAUUCGAACCCCUCCCAGCAGACACUGAGUAGUGGUGCGGCUCACGGAAUUGAGAACCAAAAUGCAGCAGCAACCACGAUGUCGACAACUAAUGACUCUCGUGCCGUGCGGCGAGUCAACUGGAACGAAUUGUCCCUUUCAAUGCAGUACCAUAUCUACAAGGCUCUUAAAGAGUAUCCUGUGCACCCGAGACACAUAAUUCGACUCUUGGGCAUGAACCCGAGUCAAUUUGCUCAGAUCGAGCAUGCUGUUAGCUUGAGAGCUCUGCAUCCAGCUUCGCUCGUGGACCUCUGGGCGUUCUGUGCAAGUAUCAGCAUACCCAUUCCAGGCAUCCAGCCAGGCAUGGACGGCUACCAGAUCAUUGACCCCGACGUCUUCAAAGAGUACGCCGCUUAUUUCACCUUUACUUGCAAGUACGACUGUGCCUUCGACGGUGAAGUCCGCCUUGCCAGGAGGUUCUUGAUGGAUCACAAUCUCUCACUCGCCUUUAUGGGACAAUGGGAGCUCGAUCCGUAUGGCAGCGCAUUUCUCCAGUUCGUCCCUCAUGUGCCAAGCACCCGCAUGACUCCCUUGGCAAGAGCCUCAAAUGUCCCACGACCAUUGUCUGAUCCAGUGCAGAAUCCUGCUCUACUUCCGGUUCGCGGGCGACCUGGACUCAUUAACCCUGUUAGGCCGAGCCAGCGAGCAGUCACAGCAAGAAAUGCUCUUCGUCACCCAGCCUUGCGUGGUCAGCCUGUCCUCCCUUCUGAUCCAGCCGCCGCUCAACACGCUCGUGAGUUGGUCGAUCAGAGAACUCAGCCAGCAGGACGACAACGUCAUCCCCUUGCUCAGGUCUCUACGCCUGGAGAGUCACCCACUCCUCCUCAGACCGGACAGCAUGGCGCACAAGACAUCGUCCAGCCAGUGCCUACAGUAACCAGAAACGCUGCUUCUCGACGAACCCGACAGUCCCGCUUGAGAUCGUCAGGUGCGCCUUCUCCACCCGACCUGGCGAAUGUGCCAAUCUCCAGCAACACAAACUCUCAUCAAGACCUACCAUCUGGCUCAAAGUCAAAGAACGCGCCACAGCGUACAAAGGGCAGCCGCCCUCAAAAGAAGGCUAAUGCGAAGAGAGGUGACGUGACCGUGCAGGACCAGUCGACCUCGAGCCCUACGUCGGCCUCUGUGCGCUUGGUUCUUAAGAUCGACAAGAAAGAUGGUUUGGCUCAAGUCGUUCGAGACGCACCGUCAAAGACAGCUGAUGCCACUUCUUCGACGGGUGCUCUCAAGGGUACAGCGGCGUCUGAUGUAGCCCAGAACGAUACCGUCCACGCCCCUCCGACUGUUUCUGCUAGAGCCCUGCCUUUUUCUACCACGAUGUCCGGCUUCAACCGUGGUCUGAUGAUGGGAUUUCCUUCGAGCUCAGUUGCUGCCGGCGCAGCUGAUAGCGUCUUCGCUAUUCCUGCAAUACGUGCUCCGGCUAACCGUGAUGCAAAUCUUCACCAUCUGAUCAAGGCCGCUCCGGAACAUCCAAAGAGAAAGGCUUCCCAAUCGGACAUUCGUUCAAGGGCUAGCAAGGCUCCCCGGACGAAGGUCGCUGAUACUGACGCGACCCCUGCACAUGGACUCGUGGCUGCUGGCAUAGACAAUACUGAUCGCCUUGAUAGCGAAGCAAACGAGGCUUACGAUUUUGGCAAUUAUCUGAGGGACAUUGCUAGUGCAAUCGAUCACCGACCCCUACCAUCUCCCACUUUCUCUGCCAUUUCCGAGAAUGCAGAUCUGCCCGAGUUCCAAGCGCUUCUCGAACCAGUCAAACACCGCCUGCGUGGCAAGCCUGGCGAGGCCCUAGCCUUUAGCAUGGUGGCAACUUCCGAGGGAGGAGAUGUUGCUGUGUCGACACCUUCGACACCCGUUGCAGAGCUGCAUCUUCUUCAGAAUAUCCCUUCACCUACAGCCAGCGGAACGGGUGAAAGUGUUCAUGAUGGCACCAGCAAGAAGAGCAGCAUCCCGACCGAGACCAGCAAGAAGCCCAUGAACAAGCUGCAGAAGCUCAAACUCAUCGUCGGUCCGCUCAGCCAAACUCCUACCCUUCGCCGCUCAGGCCGAAACUCAGCAUCUGUCCGUGGCAGUAGCUCCACCAUGGGUACUGGAAUGGUUGGUCAUGCACGCACUCCUGCCACCUUGACCUCUACUACGCUCGAGGCCACCAAGGAGGAGGCAGUCAAGCGGCGGAGAUCGGCUAGAUUGGCCAGAAAGUCUUUGGUGAAGAAUGAGGAAGAGAACUGA
This is a messenger RNA of Cladophialophora yegresii CBS 114405, 2772 nucleotides long. RefSeq lists its product as uncharacterized. The transcript is spliced from 3 exons. NCBI's taxonomy places the organism in Eukaryota, Fungi, Ascomycota, Eurotiomycetes, Chaetothyriales, Herpotrichiellaceae. The record is from RefSeq and is a predicted model, not a curated record. The coding region runs from base 1 to 2772 and encodes 923 amino acids.